This is a messenger RNA of Schistosoma mattheei, 888 nucleotides long. The record is from the annotation of a GenBank genome assembly. NCBI's taxonomy places the organism in Eukaryota, Metazoa, Platyhelminthes, Trematoda, Strigeidida, Schistosomatidae.
AUGACAAAGAAGAAACUAUCAGAAAAAUACAAACAGAAACUAUCAAAACAUCCUAUACCUAAAUCAAAUAAUCCACAAGGAAUAACUGUUGUUAGUGAAUUUGUUCGACAAUUUGUUCGACGUCAUGUUAAUGAAAAUCAACGUAAUCAAUCUGAUUUAUAUUGGCGUCCAGGUUCUAAUAUUAGUCAUAAUAUAAAUCUAUUACCACAAUCAACAAAAAUUCAUCGAUUAAAACAGAAACAAACGUCUAUCACAAAUGACAACCCUAUCAAAAUGAAUCAUUCUAAUAUAAAGAAAAAAUCUUUCAAUAAAUCAAUAAUCAAUCAAAAACCAUCAAUUAUAUCAAUGAAUUUAUCCAAUCAAUUACAUAAUUUAUGGAAUGGUUAUUUUCAAUCUGUUAUGUCUAUUCUUCCUACUAAAUUAAAUGAUCAUAAUUGUAGUAAUUUUAAUUUAACAAAAAAUUUAGAUACAAUAUUACGUUUGAAUUUAAUUGGUGCUCAACUUAAAAUUCUACGUUCAACAUCAUGUCGAGUUGGUAUAGAAGGUAUUGUAGUAAUGGAAACAAAGAAUACAUUUUGUUUAGCAAUAAAUUCAUUACAUAAUCAAUUAUCAAGUGAAUCAUUAGUAACUCUUACUACUGUUCCAAAAUUAGGUUCAUUAUUUUCACUCACUUUACCUCAUAUUGUUAAUAAAUCAAAUAAUAAUCAUAAUAAACAUCAAAAAAUUGAAAUAUUACUUAAUGGUGAUCAUUUAACACAUCGAUCAGUUGAUCGAGCUAUACGUAAAUGGAGAUAUAUACCAACAACAGCAUAUGAAUAUAAUCAAAAUGCAUUAACAACUGAAGCUAUUUUAUCGAAUGUACUCAUUGAUAAUGUAAUAAAUAGAUGA